Trachemys scripta elegans is the source of this 14535-nucleotide messenger RNA. It is a transcript of the gene UBR4, whose product is annotated as ubiquitin protein ligase E3 component n-recognin 4. The transcript has 97 exons. Bases 76 to 14397 code for a protein of 4773 amino acids. NCBI's taxonomy places the organism in Eukaryota, Metazoa, Chordata, Testudines, Emydidae. Gene Ontology annotation, molecular function: protein binding; zinc ion binding. The record is from RefSeq and is a predicted model, not a curated record.
GUCACUUCCCGUCCCCGCAGAAGCGUUUCCUGUCUCUCUUCCCCUUCCCCCCCCAACCGAGGAGGCGGCAACAAGAUGGCGGCGUCGGGUGGCGGAGCGGAGACACCGGGGGAGCCGGGUUGGGAGGUGGCGGUGCGGCCGCUGCUCUCCGCCUCCUACUCGGCCUUCGAGAUGCGGGAGCUGCCGCAGCUGCUGGCCUCGGUCAUCGAGAGUGAAUCUGAAAUCCUGCACCAUGACAAACAAUAUGAGCCCUUCUACUCCUCCUUUGUUGCGCUCUCCACUCAUUACAUCACUACAGUGUGUGGCCUAAUCCCCAGGAACCAGCUGCAGUCCGUGGCUGCUGCUUGUAAAGUUCUGAUCGAAUUCUCACUGCUGCGACUUGAAAACCCAGAUGAGGCAUGUGCUGUUUCACAGAAACACCUGAUUCUGCUGAUAAAGGGGCUCUGCACUGGCUGCAGCCGCCUGGACAGAACUGAAAUUAUUACUUUCACAGCAAUGAUGAAAUCAGCCAAGCUGCCUCAGACCAUCAAAACCCUCUCGGAUGUGGAGGAUCAGAAAGAGUUGGCCUCUCCAGUGAACCCUGAACUGCGACAGAAAGAGGUGCAGAUGAACUUCCUGAAUCAACUGACAUCAGUUUUUAACCCUAGAGUGACAGCAUCACCAUCUCUUGUUCCAGACACCCAGGUGGAAGGAGAAAGUGAUAAUCAGACAUCUACAGAUCAAGCUUCUGCGGCGAAGACCAAAAGUAUAUUCAUUGCUCAGAAUGUAGCCAGCCUGCAAGAGCUUGGUGGCUCUGAAAAGUUGUUGCGAGUGUGUCUGAACCUCCCUUACUUUUUGCGAUACAUAAAUCGAUUUCAGGAUGCAGUGUCGGCCAACUCGUUUUUCAUUAUGCCAGCCACUGUAGCAGAUGCCACUGCAGUCCGCAAUGGGUUUCAUUCGCUGGUGAUAGAUGUGACCAUGGCAUUGGAUACUUUGUCUCUCCCUGUGUUGGAGCCCCUGACUCCAACACGGCUGCAGGAUGUGACUGUUCUUGCCCUCAGCUGCCUUUAUGCAGGUGUGAGUGUGGCAACAUGCAUGGCAAUCCUGCACGUGGGCAGCACCCAGCAGGUACGAACUGGAUCCACAAGUUCUAAAGAAGAUGAUUAUGAAAAUGAUGCUGCCACCAUUGUACAGAAAUGUCUUGAAAUAUAUGAAAUGAUUGGUCAAGCCAUCAGCAACUCGCGCCGUGCAGGGGGAGAGCAUUAUCAGAAUUUCCAGCUGCUUGGGGCCUGGUGUUUGCUCAACAGCCUCUUCCUCAUCUUGAACCUCAACCCCACCGCCCUGGCCGAUAAAGGAAAGGAGAAAGACCCAUUGGCUGCUCUUCGAGUCAGAGACAUUAUUGCUCGUACCAAAGAGGGAGUUGGGUCUCCCAAGUUGGGACCUGGGAAAGGACAUCAGGGGUUUGGUGUUCUUUCAGUGGUGUUAGCAAAUCAUGCCAUCAAACUCUUAACAUCCCUCUUUCAAGAUCUGCAGGUGGAGGCACUACACAAGGGAUGGGAGACUGAUGGUCCCCCAGCAGUGCUGAACGUCAUGGCUCAGAGCACAUCAAUUCAGAGAAUUCAACGUCUGAUCGAUUCCGUACCACUCACUAAUCUGCUACUGACUUUGCUCUCCACUUCUUAUAGAAAGGCUUGCAUCUUGCAACGUCAGAGAAAGGGUUCCGUGAGCAGCGAUGCGAGUGCCUCGACUGAUUCUAAUACGUACUAUGAGGAUGACUUCAGCAGCACUGAAGAGGACAGCAGCCAGGAUGAUGACAGCGAACCCAUCCUUGGGCAAUGGUUUGAAGAAACGAUUUCUCCAAGUAAAGAGAAAGUGGCCCCCCCGCCGCCACCUCCCCCACCUCCCCUGGAAAGCUCCCCUAGAGUGAAAAGCCCCAACAAACAGACUACUGGGGAGAAUGGGAACAUCCUGGCCAGCCGCAAGGACCCAGAAUUGUUUUUAAGCCUGGCUUCCAAUAUUCUGAACUUCAUUACUUCCUCCAUGCUGAACUCCAGGAACAACUUCAUUCGCAACUACCUGAGCGUCUCUCUUUCAGAGCAGCACAUGGCCACGCUGGCUAGCAUCAUCAAGGAAGUGGACAAAGAUGGGCUGAAGGGCACAUCAGAUGAAGAAUUUGCUGCUGCAUUGUAUCACUUUAACCAUUCCUUGGUGACCUCGGACCUACAGUCCCCUACCUUGCAGAACACACUUCUACAGCAGCUGGGAAUAGCCCCUUUCUCUGAAGGACCAUGGCCUCUGUACAUCCAUCCUCAGAGUCUGUCUGUGCUGUCUCGGCUUCUCCUUAUCUGGCAGCACAAAGCCAGUGCUCAGGGAGACCCUGACGUCCCAGAAUGCCUUAAAGUUUGGGAGAGGUUUGUGGGCACACUGAAACAAAAUGCGCUGCAGGGAACUCUUCCUAAUGACACAGAAGAUCUGAAUGUUGAGCACCUCCAGCUGCUGUUGCUUAUUUUCCACAACUUCUCAGAGAAAGGCCGGAGGUCUAUCUUGACCCUCUGUAUCCAGACCAUCCUGGAACUGACUGUGAACAUGGACUCCCAGCUGCGGUCUGUGCCCCUUAUUCUGGCUCGCCUUCUACUGGUGUUCGACUAUCUGCUUCAUCAGUAUUCCAAAGUUCCUGUAUACCUGUUUGAGCAGGUACAGUAUAAUCUGCUAACCCAACCCUUUGGCUGGGUGAGUGGAUCCCAGGAUAGUAGUAGAAGAAUCUCUGUCCCUCUAUAUCAUGGAUUUAAAGAAGUGGAAGAAAACUGGACCAAACACUGCUCAUCAGGUCAGAAGGGAAGUUGUUCAGUAAAAUUUUACUCCUCGCCGUGGGGUUGUGGUUGCAUAAUAAAUGAGCGCUCCAGCAUGUGGUGCUGCAGAGCAAAGUCAGAGAAGUCGCUUUCAGCAACUUUGGAGUGUGGUUUAAGACACAUUAGACUAAAUACCAGUGGCCUAGAUGAGUCAAUUUUGGAGGAGUGUUUGCAGCAUCUGGAGAAGCAGCUGGAGAGCAGCCAGGCCCGGAAAGCCAUGGAGGAAUUCUUCUCGGAGAGUGGAGAACUGGUCCAGAUCAUGAUGGCAACAGCCAAUGAAAAUCUCUCUGCAAAAUUCUGUAACAGAGUUCUGAAAUUCUUCACCAAACUCUUCCAGUUGACUGAGAAGAGUCCUAACCCCAGUCUGUUGCGACUAUGUGGCUCCUUGGCCCAGUUGGCCUGUGUUGAGCCUGUACGCCUACAGGCCUGGUUAACCAGGAUGACCAUGUCACCACCUAAAGAUUCAGAUCAAUUGGAUGUUGUUCAAGAGAACAGGCAGCUGCUGCAACUUCUGACAACAUAUAUUGUUCGGGAAAACAGCCAAGUCGGAGAAGGCGUGUGCACUGUUCUGCUGAGUACCCUUAUACCAAUGGCAACGGAAAUGUUGGCCAAUGGUGAUGGAACAGGCUUCCCUGAGCUCAUGGUUGUGAUGGCAACUCUGGCCAGUGCUGGGCAAGGUGCUGGACAUCUCCAGCUUCACAGUGCGGCAGUCGAUUGGCUGGGCAGAUGCAAGAAAUACCUGUCUCAAAAGAACGUUAUAGAAAAAAUGAAUGCUAAUGUCAUGCAUGGAAAGCAUGUUACUAUACUGGAGUGUACAUGCCACAUUGUCUCUUAUCUGGCUGAUGUCACUAAUGCUCUGAGCCAGACCAGCGGCCAAGGACCCAGUCAUCUUUCUGUUGAUGGAGAGGAACGGGCUAUCGAGGUGGAUUCAGACUGGGUGGAAGAGCUGGCGGUGGAAGAGGAAGAUUCUCAAGCUGAAGACUCAGAUGAAGAUUCUCUCUGCAACAAACUCUGCACCUUCACCAUCACACAGAAAGAAUUCAUGAACCAACACUGGUACCACUGUCACACUUGUAAGAUGGUGGAUGGGGUUGGUGUUUGCACGGUUUGUGCUAAAGUUUGUCACAAGGACCAUGAGAUUUCUUACGCCAAAUAUGGUUCAUUCUUCUGUGACUGUGGAGCGAAGGAAGAUGGCAGUUGCCUGGCUUUGGUGAAGAGAACUCCCAGCAGUGGCAUCAGCUCUACCAUGAAGGAGUCUGCAUUCCAGAGUGAACCCAGAGUGCCUGAGAGUGUCAUCCGCCAUGCGAGCAGCUCCCCUGCAGAUAAAUCCAAGGUCACCAUCAAUGAUGGGAAAGGCCCUGAUGAAGAGAAACCCAAGAAGAGCAGCCUGUGUCGAAAUGUUGAGGGCUGUCGAGAGGAAUUGCAAUCCCAGGCCAACUUCUCCUUUGCUCCUCUGGUGUUGGAUAUGCUGAGCUUCCUAAUGGAUGCCAUUCAGAUCAACUUCCAGCAAGCUUCAGCCAUGGGCAGCAGCAGCCGAGCGCAGCAGGCUCUGAAUGAACUGCACACUUUGGACAAGACAGUGGAAAUGACCGAUCAGUUGAUGGUCCCAACUCUUGGCUCUCAAGAAGGUGCUUUUGAGAAUGUCCGAAUGAACUACAGCGGCGACCAGGGGCAGACAAUCCGACAGCUGAUCAGCGCUCAUGUGCUGAGGCGGGUGGCGAUGUGCGUGCUGUCCUCCCCGCAUGGGCGCCGCCAGCACCUAGCGGUGAGCCACGAAAAGGGCAAGAUUACAGUGUUACAACUCUCAGCAUUGCUUAAACAAGCGGACUCCAGCAAAAGGAAAUUAACCCUUACCCGCCUUGCAUCGGCACCAGUUCCCUUUACUGUACUGAGCCUAACAGGGAAUCCCUGCAAAGAGGACUAUCUAGCUGUGUGUGGGCUGAAGGACUGCCAUGUGCUAACAUUCAGCAGCUCCGGAUCAGUUUCCGAUCACUUGGUCCUCCACCCCCAGCUAGCAACAGGAAACUUCAUCAUUAAGGCUGUGUGGUUGCCAGGAUCUCAGACAGAACUUGCCAUUGUGACUGCAGACUUUGUGAAGAUCUAUGACCUUUCCGUAGAUGCUUUGAGCCCAACGUUCUAUUUCCUUUUGCCAAGCUCCAAGAUCAGGGAUGUCACUUUUCUGUUCAAUGAGGAGGGAAAGAACAUCAUAGUCAUCAUGUCUUCUGCUGGGUACAUCUAUACUCAGCUCAUGGAGGAGGCAAGCAGUGCCCAGCAUGGACCAUUCUAUGUUACCAAUGUGCUUGAAGUCAACCAUGAAGACUUGAAGGAUAGCAAUGGCCAGGUGGCAGGAGGCGGCGUGUCUGUGUAUUAUUCCCAUGUCCUUCAGAUGCUUUUCUUCAGUUACUGUCAAGGCAAAUCUUUCGCAGCCACGAUUAGCAGGGCUAGUCUGGAGGUACAGCGGCUUUUCCCGAUCAACAUAAAGAGUUCAAAUGGUGGGAGCAAGACCUCCCCAGCACUGUGCCAAUGGUCUGAGGUGAUGAACCAUCCUGGGUUGGUGUGCUGUGUUCAGCAGACCACAGGCAUUCCUCUGGUGGUCAUGGUGAAGCCAGAUACCUUCCUCAUCCAGGAGAUUAAAACCUUGCCAGCUAAAGCCAAGAUCCAGGACAUGGUGGCCAUCCGUCACACGGCCUGCAAUGAGCAGCAGAGGACCACCAUGAUCCUUCUGUGUGAGGACGGCAGCCUGAGAAUAUACAUGGCAAAUGUGGAGAAUACUUCUUAUUGGCUCCAGCCUUCCCUCCAGCCUAGCAGUGUCAUCAGCAUCAUGAAGCCAGUUCGCAAACGCAAGGCAGCUGCUAUCACGACUCGCACCUCCAGUCAAGUGAACUUUCCCAUUGACUUCUUUGAACACAACCAGCAGCUCACAGAUGUGGAGUUUGGAGGCAAUGAUCUCUUGCAGGUUUAUAAUGCCCAGCAGAUAAAGCACCGGCUCAACUCCACUGGCAUGUAUGUGGCCAACACCAAGCCUGGUGGCUUUACCAUCGAAGUCACUAACAACAACAGCACAAUGGUGAUGACAGGCAUGAGGAUCCAGAUUGGCACUCAGGCAAUUGAGCGAGCUCCCUCCUACCUGGAGAUCUUUGGCCGCACCAUGCAGUUGAACAUGACCAGGGCUCGUUGGUUUGAUUUUCCUUUCACACGGGAGGAAGCCCUGCAAGCUGACAAAAAAUUAACCAUCUUCAUUGGGGCCUCUGUGGAUCCUGCUGGAGUCACAAUGAUGGAUGCUGUCAAAAUUUAUGGCAAGACCAAAGAGCAGUUUGGCUGGCCUGAUGAGCCCCCAGAGGAUUUCCCAUCUGCCUCAGUGAGCAACGUUUGUCCCCCGAACCUGAAUCAAGGAAAUGGUACAGGAGACUUGGAGUCUGCUACCCCUGCUGCUGCCAGUGGGACUGUCCUGGAGAGGCUAGUAGUGAGUUCUUUAGAAGCACUGGAAAGCUGCUUUGCUGUAGGACCAGUCAACGAGAAGGAAAAGAGUAAGGCUGCAGCUCAGGAACUGGCUACUAUAUUACUCUCAAUGCCAGCUCCCUCCAGCGUCCAGCAGCAAACCAAGAGUCUCCUGGCUAGCCUUCACACCAGCCGCUCGGCAUACCAUAACCACAAGGAUCAGGCCUUGCUGAGUAAAGCCAUCCAGUAUUUGAGCUCCUCCAGCAAAGAAGGGAAGGACCUGGACCCUGAAGUGUUUCAGAGGUUGGUGAUCACUGCUCGAUCCAUCGCUAUUAUGAGGCCAAACAACCUGGUCCAUUUCACGGAGUCAAAGUUGCCACAGACGGAAACAGAGGGAGGUGAAGAAGGACGGGAAGCCCAGAAACCCACUGAAGGAGAUGGGUGGAGUUUUAUCACCCACCUGGUCAACCAUUUCUGGAAGCUACAUGCAUCAAAACCCAAAAAUGUCUUCCUGGCUCCUGCCUGCUUACCGGGUCUGACGCAUGUUGAAGCCACAGUCAACGCUCUGGUGGACAUUAUCCAUGGAUACUGCACAUGUGAACUGGAUUGUAUCAACACAGCAUCCAAGAUCUACAUGCAAAUGUUACUCUGUCCUGAUCCUGCAGUGAGCUUUUCCUGUAAACAAGCUUUAAUUCGCGUGCUGAGGCCGAGGAACAAGCGGAGACACGUGACGCUGCCAUCUUCUCCUCGCAGCAACACCCCCAUGGGAGAUAAGGACGAUGACGACGACGAUGAUGCAGAAGACAAAAUGCAGAGCUCUGGGAUAGCAAAUGGCGAGCAUAUUCGACAAGAGAGCCAGGAGCAAAACGAGGUGGAUCACGGGGACUUUGAGAUGGUGUCUGAGUCAAUGGUGCUGGAGACUUCUGAAAAUGUGAAUAAUGGCAACCCUUCUCCUCUGGAGGCUCUCCUGGCUGGAGCAGAGGGAUUCCCACCCAUGCUGGACAUUCCUCCAGAUGCAGAUGAUGAAACAAUGGUGGAACUAGCCAUUGCCCUGAGCCUGCAACAAGACCAGCAAGGGAGCAGCAGCAGUGCACUUGGACUACAGAGCCUGGGACUGUCUGGCCAAGCCCCCAGUUCUUCAUCUCUUGAUGCUGGAACUCUCUCUGACACCACAGCAUCAGCUCCAGCAUCUGAUGAUGAAGGCAGCACAGCGGCAACAGAUGGCUCUACUCUUCGGACUUCACCAGCUGACCAUGGCGGCAGUGUGGGCUCUGAGAGUGGUGGCAGUGCAGUGGAUUCAGUGGCUGGCGAACACAGUGUGUCUGGCCGCAGCAGCGCGUAUGGUGACACUACAGCGGAGGGCCAUCCAGCUGGGCCAGGCAGUGUCAGCUCAAGCACCGGUGCCAUCAGUACCACCACAGGGCAGCAGGAAGGGGAUGGUUCAGAAGGAGAAGGCGAAGGAGAAGCUGAAGGCGAUGUCCACACCAGCAAUAGACUGCACAUGGUCCGUUUGAUGCUGUUGGAGAGGCUGUUGCAGACCUUACCCCAGCUGCGUAAUGUUGGAGGAGUCCGUGCCAUUCCUUACAUGCAGGUUAUUCUGAUGCUCACAACAGACCUAGAUGGUGAAGAUGAGAAGGACAAGGGUGCUCUAGAUAAUCUUCUGUCCCAACUCAUCGCAGAACUGGGCAUGGAUAAAAAGGAUGUGUCUAAGAAGAAUGAACGUUCUGCCCUGAACGAAGUGCACUUGGUGGUAAUGAGGCUGCUUAGCGUGUUCAUGUCCAGGACCAAGUCAGGAUCCAAAUCUUCCAUUUGUGAGUCCUCUUCCCUCAUUUCCAGCGCCACUGCAGCAGCAUUGCUGAGCUCUGGCGCAGUUGAUUACUGUCUGCACGUUCUGAAGUCUCUGCUGGAAUACUGGAAAAGCCAGCAGAAUGAUGAGGAGCCGGUAGCCACCAGCCAGCUGCUGAAACCCCACACUACCUCUUCUCCACCUGACAUGGGCCCCUUCUUUCUCCGGCAAUACGUGAAGGGUCAUGCAGCAGAUGUUUUUGAGGCCUAUACUCAGCUUCUGACCGAGAUGGUGCUGCGCUUACCUUAUCAAAUCAAGAAAAUUGCUGACACAAACUCCCGGAUCCCACCACCCAUCUUCGAUCAUUCCUGGUUCUACUUCCUGUCUGAGUACCUGAUGAUCCAGCAGACUCCGUUUGUACGCCGCCAAGUCCGCAAACUCCUUCUCUUCAUCUGUGGAUCAAAGGAGAAGUACCGCCAGCUCCGAGACCUGCACACUUUGGAUUCUCAUGUUCGCGGUAUCAAAAAACUCCUGGAAGAACAAGGGAUUUAUCUGCGGGCAAGUGUGGUCACUGCAAGUUCAGGCUCUGCUCUGCAGUAUGAUACACUGAUCAGCCUGAUGGAACACUUGAAGGCUUGUGCAGAGAUCGCCACGCAGCGAACAGUGAACUGGCAGAAAUUCUGCAUUAAAGAUGAUUCUGUUCUCUAUUUUCUCCUACAAGUCAGUUUUCUGGUAGACGAGGGAGUGUCACCAGUUCUUCUGCAGCUCCUGUCCUGUGCUUUGUGCGGCAGUAAAGUGCUGUCUGUGACUUCAUCCUCUGGAUCAUCCAGCACCUCUUCUACGUCAGCUUCAGCAGGCACUGGGCAGCCAGCAACGCAGAGCAAGUCCUCCACCAAAAAGAGCAAGAAGGAAGAAAAGGAAAAAGAACGAGAAGGUGAGAGCGCUGGCAGCCAAGAAGACCAGCUCUGCACAGCUCUGGUGAACCAGCUAAAUAAAUUUGCUGAUAAGGAAACCCUUAUUCAGUUCCUGCGCUGCUUUUUGCUGGAGUCCAACUCCUCCUCUGUGCGGUGGCAGGCACACUGCCUGGCACUCCACAUCUACAGGAACUCUAACAAGUCUCAGCAAGAGCUGCUGUUAGAUCUCAUGUGGUCAAUAUGGCCAGAACUCCCAGCCUAUGGAAGGAAGGCUGCCCAGUUUGUGGAUCUCCUGGGAUACUUCUCUCUGAAAACACAACAGACUGAGAAAAAGUUGAAGGAAUACUCCCAAAAGGCUGUUGAGAUCCUCCGGACCCAAAACCACAUCCUUACCAACCAUCCUAAUUCCAACAUUUACAACACGCUGUCUGGUCUGGUGGAAUUUGAUGGCUAUUAUUUGGAGAGUGAUCCUUGUCUUGUCUGCAACAAUCCAGAAGUUCCCUUCUGUUACAUCAAGCUGUCUUCCAUCAAGGUGGACACACGGUACACCACUACCCAGCAGGUGGUGAAGCUGAUUGGCAGCCACACCAUUAGCAAAGUGACAGUGAAGAUAGGGGAUCUGAAAAGGACCAAAAUGGUCCGGACUAUCAACCUCUAUUACAACAACAGGACAGUGCAGGCCAUAGUGGAGCUGAAAAACAAGCCUGCCCGUUGGCACAAAGCCAAAAAAGUACAGCUGACCCCAGGCCAGACAGAGGUGAAGAUUGAUUUGCCGCUGCCCAUUGUGGCUUCAAACUUGAUGAUUGAAUUUGCAGAUUUCUAUGAGAAUUACCAGGCCUCCACAGAAACCCUGCAGUGCCCUCGGUGCAGCGCAUCUGUCCCAGCCAACCCUGGGGUGUGUGGGAACUGUGGCGAGAAUGUGUAUCAGUGCCACAAGUGCAGAUCCAUUAAUUAUGAUGAGAAGGAUCCUUUCCUCUGCAAUGCCUGUGGGUUCUGUAAAUACGCUCGCUUUGACUUCAUGCUUUAUGCCAAGCCUUGCUGUGCAGUGGAUCCAAUAGAAAAUGAAGAGGAUCGGAAGAAGGCAGUAACAAAUAUCAACACUCUUCUGGAUAAGGCUGACAGAGUGUAUCAUCAGCUGAUGGGACACCGACCGCAGCUGGAAAACCUGCUGUGUAAAGUAAACGAGGCUGCUCCCGAAAAGCCACAGGAGGACUCCGGUAGCAGUGGUGGGAUCAGCUCCUCCUCAGCUAGUGUGAACAGGUACAUACUACAGCUAGCGCAGGAGUACUGUGGUGACUGCAAGAAUUCUUUUGAUGAACUCUCCAAGAUCAUUCAGAAAGUUUUUGCUUCUAGAAAGGAGCUCCUGGAAUAUGAUCUCCAGCAGAGAGAGGCAGCAACCAAAUCAUCCCGAACCACUGUCCAGCCUACAUUUACUGCCAGCCAAUAUCGUGCUUUGUCUGUCUUAGGCUGUGGCCACACAUCUUCAACAAAAUGUUAUGGCUGUGCUUCAGCCGUCACCGAGCACUGCAUAACGCUGCUCCGGGCCCUGGCAACCAACUCUGCCAUCAGGCACAUUCUUGUGUCCCAGGGCCUUAUCCGAGAGCUGUUUGAUUACAACUUGCGCCGGGGCGCAGCCACGAUGCGGGAGGAGGUCCGUCAGCUGAUGUGCCUUCUGACCAGAGACAAUCCAGAGGCCACACAACAAAUGAAUGACCUAAUCAUCGGGAAGGUUUCUGCAGCUCUGAAAGGACACUGGGCAAACCCUGAUCUGGCUAGCAGCCUCCAGUAUGAAAUGUUACUGCUAACAGAUUCCAUCUCUAAGGAAGAUAGCUGCUGGGAGCUGCGUCUGCGCUGUGCUCUCAGCCUCUUCUUGAUGGCAGUGAACAUUAAAACUCCUGUGGUUGUUGAGAACAUCACCCUAAUGUGUCUGCGAAUUCUACAAAAACUGAUCAAACCGCCUGCUCCAACCAGCAAGAAAAACAAGGACAUCCCAGUCGAUGCUCUCACCACUGUUAAACCUUACAGCAAUGAGAUCCAUGCCCAGGCUCAGCUCUGGCUCAAGAGGGACCCCAAAGCAUCAUAUGAGGCCUGGAAAAAGUGCCUCCCUGCUAGAGGUACAGAAGCCAAUGGGAAAGCUCCCAGCAGAACUGAGCUUCGCCAGCUCUACUUGUCAGAAAAGUAUGUUUGGAAAUGGAAACAGUUCAUGAGCCGACAUGGGAAGAGAACCUGCCCUCUGGAUCUCAAACUGGGACAUAACAACUGGUUGCGACAGGUACUGUUUACUCCUGCAACCCAAGCUGCCAGGCAGGCUGCAUGCACUAUUGUGGAAGCUCUGGCUACCAUCCCCAGCCGGAAGCAGCAGGUCCUCGAUCUCCUUACCAGCUACUUGGAUGAGCUGAGCAUUGCUGGAGAGUGUGCUGCCGAGUACCUGGCUUUGUAUCAGAAACUCAUCAAGCCCGCCCACUGGAAGGUGUACCUGGCAGCAAGAGGCGUUCUGCCCUACGUCGGCAACCUCAUCACUAAGGAAAUAGCUCGUUUACUUGCCCUGGAGGAAGCCACGCUCAGCACUGACCUGCAGCAGGGAUAUGCCUUGAAGAGCCUCACAGGGCUUCUCUCUUCCUUUGUGGAAGUGGAGUCCAUCAAACGACACUUCAAGAGCCGUCUGGUGGGCACAGUCCUGAAUGGCUAUCUCUGCCUGAGGAAGCUGGUGGUGCAGAGAACGAAGCUAAUUGAUGAGACCCAGGACAUGCUGCUGGAGAUGCUGGAGGAUAUGACAACAGGCACAGAAUCUGAAACAAAGGCAUUUAUGGCAGUGUGUAUUGAAACUGCUAAACGCUACAGCCUUGAUGAUUAUAGGACUCCUGUCUUCAUCUUUGAGAGACUUUGCAGUAUUAUCUAUCCAGAAGAAAAUGAAGUGACUGAGUUCUUUGUAACACUGGAGAAAGAUCCCCAGCAGGAAGAUUUCUUGCAGGGAAGGAUGCCAGGGAACCCCUACAGCAGUAAUGAGCCUGGCAUUGGGCCGCUCAUGAGGGACAUCAAGAACAAAAUCUGUCAGGACUGCGACCUGGUGGCUCUAUUAGAGGAUGACAGUGGAAUGGAGCUUCUGGUGAACAAUAAGAUCAUCAGCUUGGAUCUUCCUGUGGCUGAGGUCUACAAGAAGGUCUGGUGCCCCACCAAUGAGGGGGAGCCAAUGAGGAUCAUUUACCGCAUGCGAGGGUUGCUAGGAGAUGCGACUGAAGAAUUCAUUGAAUCGCUGGACUCCACUACAGAUGAAGAGGAGGAUGAGGAAGAGGUUUAUAAAAUGGCCGGUGUGAUGGCGCAGUGUGGAGGCCUGGAGUGCAUGCUGAACCGACUGACUGGAAUCAAGGAUUUCAAACAAGGCCGACAUCUCUUGACAGUGCUGCUAAAACUGUUCAGCUACUGUGUGAAAGUGAAAGUGAACCGUCAGCAACUGGUCAAACCUGAGAUGAACACUUUGAAUGUCAUGCUGGGAACUCUGAAUUUGGCCCUGGUAGCUGAGCAGGAGAGCAAGGACAGUGGAGGAGCAGCGGUAGCGGAGCAGGUACUUAGCAUCAUGGAGAUCAUAUUGGACGAGUCUAAUGCAGAACCACUGAGUGAGGACAAGGGUAACCUCCUCCUUACUGGUGACAAGGAUCAGCUGGUAAUGCUGCUGGACCAGAUUAACAGCACUUUUGUCCGCUCCAAUCCCAGUGUUUUGCAAGGCCUGUUACGCAUCAUCCCUUAUCUGUCCUUUGGGGAAAUGGAGAAAAUGCAGAUCCUGGUUGAUCGAUUCAAGCCCUACUGUAACUUUGACAAGUACGAUGAGGAACACAGUGGAGAUGAUAAAGUUUUCCUGGACUGUUUCUGUAAAAUAGCAGCUGGCAUAAAGAACAACAGCAAUGGACAUCAGCUGAAAGAUCUCAUCCUCCAGAAAGGGAUUACCCAGAAUGCACUCGACUACAUGAAAAAGCAUAUUCCCAGUGCAAAGAAUUUGGAUGCAGACAUAUGGAAGAAAUUUUUAUCUCGUCCAGCACUUCCUUUCAUCCUGAGGCUCCUUCGAGGGCUCGCCACACAACACCCUGCCACACAGGUACUAAUAGGUACAGAUUCUAUUACAAACCUGCACAAAUUGGAGCAAGUGUCCAGUGAUGAAGGUAUUGGAACGUUAGCGGAGAACCUGCUGGAGGCACUAAGGGAACAUCCAGAGGUGAACAAGAAGAUCGAUGCAGCCCGAAAGGAGACCCGUGCGGAGAAGAAGCGCAUGGCUAUGGCAAUGAGGCAAAAAGCCUUAGGCACUCUGGGAAUGACGACUAAUGAAAAGGGCCAGGUGGUGACAAAGACUGCACUCCUCAAACAGAUGGAAGAGCUGAUAGAAGAACCAGGACUGACCUGCUGCAUCUGCAGGGAAGGAUACAAGUUCCAGCCGACAAAGGUUCUGGGUAUUUACACUUUCACCAAGCGGGUCGCCCUUGAAGAGUUUGAGAACAAGCCCCGAAAGCAACAGGGAUACAGCACGGUCUCUCAUUUCAACAUUGUCCAUUACGAUUGUCAUCUCGCAGCGGUGAGACUGGCUCGUGGCCGGGAAGAAUGGGAGAGUGCAGCUCUACAAAAUGCCAACACCAAGUGCAAUGGUCUUCUACCAGUGUGGGGGCCCCGUGUACCAGAGUCUGCUUUUGCAACCUGCUUAGCAAGACACAACACAUACCUCCAGGAGUGCACAGGGCAGCGGGAACCCACCUACCAGCUCAACGUCCAUGACAUUAAGCUACUAUUUCUCCGUUUCGCUAUGGAGCAGUCAUUCAGUGUGGACACCGGAGGAGGAGGAAGGGAGAGCAACAUACACCUCAUUCCAUAUAUAAUUCACACUGUGCUUUAUGUCCUUAACACAACCCGAGCAACUUCCAGAGAGGAAAAGAACCUCCAGAGUUUUAUGGAGCAUCCCAAGGAGAAAUGGGUGGAGAGUGCCUUUGAGGUGGAUGGGCCCCAUUACUACACAGUUCUGGCACUACACAUCUUGCCCCCAGAGAAGUGGAAAGCCAUGCGGGUCGAGAUCCUCAGGAGGCUGCUGGUUAUUGCACAUGCACGUGUGGUGUCACCAGGGGGAGCCAGCAGACUGACAGAUAAAGCAGUGAAGGAGUAUUCAGCAUAUCGCUCUGGCCUUCUCUUCUGGGCCCUAGUAGAUCUCAUUUACAACAUGUUCAAGAAGGUGCCUACCAGUAACACAGAGGGAGGCUGGUCCUACUCUCUGGCUGAAUUUAUCCGACACAAUGAUAUGCCAAUACAUGAAGCUGCAGACAAGGCCCUGAAAACUUUCCAGGAGGAGUUCAUGCCAGUUGAAACCUUUUCUGAAUUUUUGGAUGUGGCUGGACUAUUAUCAGAAAUCAACGACCCUGACAGCUUCCUCAAGGAUCUUUUGAACUCCAUUCCCUGAGCCCAGAGAAGCAACUUGCAAAGAUCUACAGCAGCUUGCCUUCCAUCUCUUUGUGUUACUCCUUGUGCAGUCUUUCCCUCCCCCAAGUAGUGCUGCAUUUUUUUUAUUUUCUACACUUUUUUUUUUUUUUUUUUUUUU